AUGAAGAGAAAGAUAACCUCCAUAUCUACUUCUUCAUCGCAACAAAUGGAGGAUGUUGUUGCAGCUACAGAAUCAUCACUGGAAAGUUUGAAUAAGAAGAUGAAACAAUAUUUGCAAUCGGAUAACAAGGUAUUGGCAAUUUCGGAAGUUAUGGAUGAAGUAAAGGAGAGUGAAGAAUUAAUUAUGAUCGGAAAGGAGCAACAAGAAAAUAUGCCAAGUGAUGACUCUCAAAUUUCUAUUGGAUCCAUUGGAUCAAUUUUGUUGGAGGAUGAAAAUUAUAUUUCUGUAAAAGAGGAUCAACCAUACUCAUCAACGGAUUUCAAUGAUGAGAAUGAAGAGGAAGUUGACCACAUAAAUACUAUUCCUGUGGUAAAUGUCAAAAUUAAAGAAAUUAACAAUGCUAUGGAUUUCUAUGGACUACCACAUUCGUGUGCUGAAUUAUUCAAAGAAGUCAAAGGUGUUCACAAGCUGUAUGAAUGGCAAGAGCAGUUAUUGAGUAUGCCAGAACUCAGGAUGGGUAAAAACGUACUGUACUCCCUUCCAACAUCAGGUGGUAAAACCCUCAUUGCAGAAAUUCUCAUGAUUAGAACUUGUCAACUAAUGAAAAAGAAAUCCCUGUUCGUUUUGCCAUAUGUUUCAAUAUGUGAGGAAAAAACUACUACUAUGGAGUUGAUAAGCGACCAAAUGAAUUUCUUUGUUGAGGGAUAUUUUGCGUCUAAAGGUAAAAUUCCAGUAGAUCCUGGAAACCAACUCAUUAUUUGUACAAUAGAAAAGGCAAACCUUAUUUUGGAUAAUUUAAUUCGAGAGGAAAGAAUACAUGAACUAGGAUGUGUUGUUGUGGAUGAACUUCACAUGAUUGGAGAAGGAGGAAGAGGACAACUUUUGGAACAAUUAAUAUCAAAAAUUUUAUAUAUUCAAAGAGAAAAGAAAACUGUAGAAAUUAUUAUAGACGACGAGUUAGAAAACACUACACAAACUAAGAUAGAAAACAUAUCAAUUCAAUUAGUUGGCAUGUCAGCCACUAUUCCUAAUCUCGAGCAAAUAGCUCAAUGGAUGGAUGCUGUAUUAUUUAAAUCUGAUUUUAGACCUGUUCCUCUGAAGGAAUUUUAUUGUAUUGGCGAGAAUGUGUUUGAUAAGGAGGGAAACACUGUUAGGACUCUCACCUCAAUUCCUUCUGAAAUGGGAAAGGGUAAGAAUGAUCCUGAUUUUAUUACUUCUUUAUGUUGUGAGGUCAUUCCUGCCAAAAGUGCUCUGAUAUUCUGCCCAAGCAAACAAUCGUGUGAAGAUUGCGUAAAACAUUUAACUUGUACAUUACCACUUUCCAAUGAUUAUGUCCAUGAGAAGAAAGAUUUAGUUGCUAACCUAAAGCUUAUUGGUACGAAUGAUACCAAUUUAUUUAAUGGAAUUAUGUACGGAGUUGUCUAUCAUCAUAGCUCUUUGACAUCUGAGGAACGACAACUCAUCGAGAAUGCCUACAGAAACCAUAUUAUUUGUGUAAUUUGCUGUACAAGUACACUUGCAGCAGGUAUUAACCUUCCAGCUGCAAGAGUGAUCUUUAACACUCCGUAUAUUGGUUUCAAACAAUUUUUAACAAAAUCUAAAUAUAUGCAAAUGAGUGGCAGGUCAGGAAGAGCAGGUAUUGACAGUUUUGGUGAGAGUUAUCUUGUAAUAUUACAACAAAUUCAAGAUGAUGGAAUAAUAAUUAGUGACGAUUUACAUAUUCUGUACGUAAUUGGUGUACCAAUUGAUGGAAAUGGACUAAUCGAGCCAAAUUAUGUCAAGUUGCUGAACUAUUUGGAACAAUGUGCAACACCACUAGAAAAAAAAAUAAUAGCUAGAAUUGGCAUUCCAGAAAAUGCAAUUCUUACAAAAGCAAUGAACAAGUAUUCAAAAAUUAGUGAUGCAGAACAAUAUACAAUUAAGAGACUAUACAAUGCAUUCAUUAUCAGAGAUUUAAUUAAUGAGAGAACAAACUUUAUUGACCAUUGUGAAAUUAAGGGAAGAGGAAUGAUACAACAAUUAAUGAGUCAAGCUUGUACCUUCUGUAGUAUGGUCCAACAAUUUUGUGAAACAUUGGAAUUUUGGCAAAUUGCUAAAAUUGCAAAGAAAUAUAUUAGAAGAAUCCAAUACGGUGUCAAGUCAGACAUAGUCGAUUUGGUUCAAUUGGAAGGUGUCAAGAGAGCAGAAAUUGCCAGAAUUUUGAAAGAAAGCAGCUUGAGUUUAGAAAUACUUUCCAAGCUUAUUUCAGAAUGUGAGGAUGAAGAAAUUCCACCCUCAUUCCUAGAAUUCGAAAAUCCUCUUUCCCUUACUAUUCACCAAAAAUUACUUUCUCAAAUACUUUCUCUUUCACAUUGGAAAGAGGAACAACGAACAUUUAUUCAAACAUAUUUCACAAUUGAAAGGGUUGAAGCAAUGGUUUACUCUGCCAAAAGAGAACUAUCUAAAAAGGCCUUCUACCUUAGACAAAAGGCCGAUACAUUGGACUAUUGA
Messenger RNA from Naegleria gruberi, 2490 nucleotides. RefSeq lists its product as uncharacterized. Lineage: Eukaryota; Heterolobosea; Eutetramitea; Acrasida; Naegleriidae. The transcript is spliced from 2 exons. Gene Ontology annotation, molecular function: ATP binding; nucleic acid binding. The record is from RefSeq and is a predicted model, not a curated record. The coding region runs from base 1 to 2490 and encodes 829 amino acids.